Amphibalanus amphitrite is the source of this 4325-nucleotide messenger RNA. RefSeq names its product nascent polypeptide-associated complex subunit alpha, muscle-specific form-like. The record is from RefSeq and is a predicted model, not a curated record. The coding region runs from base 364 to 3216 and encodes 950 amino acids. Lineage: Eukaryota; Metazoa; Arthropoda; Thecostraca; Balanomorpha; Balanidae. The transcript has 2 exons.
CCGAUUGCGGGCGGUGACUCGUUCGCGCGAGUUCUGCUCACCGGGGUGAGGAGAGCGUGCACAGACGCGGAUACGGGCUCGCUGAGAGUUGGAGGGUGUGACACCAGGGCAGUGCCGGCGUUGUUGUUGGAGGAUAAAAGACGAGAAAAGUUUUGAUUGAAAGUGGUUGGCAAUAAUCUGCGAGGACUGAACUGCUCACCCCGACAGUGCUGCGCCGGCAGUGGAACUGAGUAGCGUGCUGUAGCAGCGGACCGGUACCCGACUCUGCGAACUGUGGGAGGGCUGUGAACACAGCGGCGAUCUGUGGUCAGUGCCGUCUCGGAGUCGGUGCGCCGUCUGACUCUGCUCGACACCCAGCCGGGAAUGGGUGCGGCAGUUUGCGGUCUGCUGCUGCUGCUGCUCGCCGCGGCGACCGGCGCACCCCAGCAGCGACAACAGAGGCUCGUGUUCUCACCGAGCCGGCGCGCCAACACCGAGAGCUUCCCGUUCACUUCCAUCGGGGAUCUGCCGCUGUCAUCCACACCUUCUCCAGUCCUCGAGACGGCCGACCAGUUCCAGUUUCCGUCCUCUGUCGGAGACAGCCCGCUCCAGCCAGCCGCGGACGAGGAUGGCCAGCUCAUAUUCCCCUCUCCUACCGCGGCCGGCCCGCUCCUGCAGCCUCUCCCGGCUGACGGGACCGAUGGGAUCCAAUUCCAGGCGUCCAGCACGGCGGGCGACUCACUGAGAGCCUCCUCUGGGCGGCUCAUCUUCAGUCCAGAACGGCUCAUUUUCUCGGGCUCCCGGCGCCGCGCAGGCCCUCCGCCGUCGCCGUCUCCUCUGGCAUCUCCACCGUCUCCAGCCCCGUCUCCUCUAGCAUUCCCGUCUCCCCAAGCAUCCCCGCCAUCUCCUCUGGCAUUCCCGUCUCCUCAAGCUUCCCCGCCAUCUCCUCUGGCAUUCCCGGCUCCCCAAGCUUCCCCGCCGUCUCCUGUGGCAUUUCCGUCUUCCCAGGCAUCCCCGCCGUCCCCGUCCCCGUCUUUCCUCCCAGCUCCAGCCCCGUCCCCGCCGCCGCAGGCCGAGGAUGGGAUGGCGCACCUGCAGGAGUACCUGCAGCAGGUGCGACUGACGCAGGCGGCUGGUCGCUCCCAGCAGACACUGCGAGCGGCGGCGGCGGCGCGCACCGGCCCCCGGCCACGAGUCGGGCCGCGCACACCCGAGGCCGUGGCGGCGAACCCAGACGCAGCGACGGCCCCACGCCGCGGCGCCGGCCUCGGCGGGAGUCUCGCGGCGGCCGAUGAGCCAGUACGACCGCUGGUCGUAGACUCUAUCCCUCGGGACAGGGAGUCCGAGGCGCAGGACUGGAGCUCCAACCUGCUGGACUCGGCGGCGCGGGCCGGUCUCCGCUCGCCGGGAGCGGCGCUGGACGACACGGGGCCGGCGGACGAGCCCUACUGGUCCGACCUACCCAGCUUCCCCGGCUCGCCGGAGCCGCCGGCCGCUGAGGAAGCAGAGGACACAGUGUGGGGCGGCGCCAUGCGGAAGGAAGAUCUGUUCUACCACGGGCCGCUGCCGCAGGAGGCGCAGGCGGACACCGAGUCGUUCAGUCCGCGGCCAGCGGAGCGUCCCGGCUCGUUCAGCCCCUCGCCGGUGGAGGAGCCCGACUCCUAUAGUCCGCGGCCGCUCUCUGCGUCCGCUCAGCUGCUGGAGGAGGUGGAGGCGGUCCCGAAGGACAGGCGCCAGGGGAGGCGGCUCGGCGCGCCGCCCUCCCGCCAGCCAGAGUACCUGGCCGACCUGCUGCGGCUCGGCACCGACUUUGUGUACCUUCCCGGACUGAGUGGGCUCAACGUCGAGCUCGGAGCCGAACCCCAGACGGCGGGUCGGGCGGACGGCGCGGCCGCGGCUCCGGCCGACACUGAGCUUCCCACCCGACAGUCCGAUAAAGGUCCCGACGUGGUGUACGUCUACAUCGUGCGCGGUGACGGCCAGACCCUGGACCUGUACGCGACCGACGGCCGGCGACCGGCGGCCACUGGGGAGCCAGAGGGCGGGUCCGGGCGGCGGCAGACCGCAGCGGUGGUCGCUGACGAAGACGGUGAGCUGGUGGAUUACCUGGCUACAGGGGCGGACGCCGAACUGAAUGAGAUUGAGACCACCACAGAGGACUUGGAGGGCGCCGCCGACAGCUCGACGUCCCAUCUGCUCUCAGUGGUGGACGGGUGGGGAGACGGAGGCACAGCAGGAUUGUCAGGUCUCGGCAAGGAGAGAGAAGGGCAGACUGUGACGCCACGAGGCGGAAAUGUAAAUAAGGAAGAAAAGGGUGAAAUCAAAUCGGUCUACUUUGAUCCGGCAAAUCAGUUUCUAAUGAGUCAUGAAGAAGCAAAUAAAGUAUCUGUUGAGAAUGAGCUAGUUAAGCUCGCUAACGUCGACGCCGUCAGCUCGUCAUCCGAGGAUUUGCCCCUGGAAGAGCGCGGAAUUUUCUUCUUUCCGGGUAACGUCAUCCACUCAUUUGGCAUCGCUCCAAGCUCGGCAGGUUCGCCGGUGGUCGUGUCCGUCCCCCGGCCCGGGGUGCCGUCCGUUCUGAGCAGCGUCAACCAGUCCACGCCAAUCGCCGAACUUCUCACACCGCCCGACCCGCCUCUGCAGACGCUGGCGGCGGCGGCAGCGACUCCCGUGGACAGACAGGACACGGCUGAGCUGCUGGCGGUCCCCUCGCCGCCGCCGCCCCCGCCCACGGCCGCCCCCGCCCCGACGGCGCGGCCGCUCACCGGCCGGCCGGUGAUAUUCACCGAGAGUCCGCCGGUCGGCGACUCCUUGCUGGCCGGCCCGACCGGCGCCCGCCCGCAGUUCGUGUUCCCGGGCGGAACCUCAACCGCUCCGGUCCAGGGCGCAGGGGACGCGGACGCCCCGUUCCGCUUCCCGUCGCCGGAGCCGGACCGGGAGGUGCUGGAUACCUCCUCGGAGCGGCCGCUGCUGUUCUCCUCGGGCCGGCCGGCGGUGGCGGAGGAGCGGACCGAGCGGCCGCCGGCGGUCUCUGUCCCCUCAGACGGCGGCCAGUGCCGCCCGGAGCCGGACUGCGCGCUGCUGAGCCGGCGCCGGCGCGGCUGCUCGGCCAGCGCCGACUGCCCGGCGCCGCAGCGCUGCUGUUUCAGCCAGUGUCUGGGCGUGUCCGUGUGCCAGGAGGGCACGUUCAGGGAGCGGCUGGCCGGCCUGGCGGCGCUGGCCGACGUGGUGGUGCCCUGAGAGCCGCCCGACCGCGGGACGCGCGCAGAGACCGACACUGUGAUGGCUGUUACGCGAGAUACCUACCGGCCGGCGGGAGGCCGACCCACGCACUAGUUCACUAACGUUUGUACGUUCACUUGUUCACAAGUAGCUGUUAUAACAAUGUGGACAAGGAGAACCAUGAUGCUGUUAUCUUAGGGUCACUACUCACUAGUCCUCAAAGACCAAUUUUAGCUGCUAAGUGCUAACACUAGGAAGAUAUUUUCGUUAUGCCGAAGACAGGCAGCAUAUUGAAAACCUUUCAACCGCGCGUAGCUUAGCUGUUUAGUGUAGGUCUGCCGUGUGCUGGGGUAUUGAACUCCCACACAGACACAUAAACAAACGGAUGCUGAGUGGCACUGCUACUCCCAGACACGACUAACCAUCUCCGAUGAGAGCCGGGUGCCACUGUGUACAGUAACGCUAAAUCGUGCGCUGGUCGAUCGAUAAUUGUUGCGCGAGGACGCUAUUCAGCCGACGUGGGUGUACUUGACCGAUGUUUUACGAUGUGAUAGACCCACUGAUACGUGCAACACAUCUUCUGUGUCAUCUUCGUGGGCCAUGCUGGAUCUACGAAUUAGCAUACACCAGAGAUUGAGGCAAUGCCGCGCACUGUGCGGUGGUUCCAGGAGAUAGAUGAACCAUCGGGAAGACAUUUUGAUGUUACUGUUAUUUUUUCUCUAAGAUAGAUGCUGUAUUAGUUUGUUAUUAAAAUGAUAUUGAAACGAUCCAUGAACGUGUGCUCAGUGCUGGUUAUGUACGUACAGUCUCCGCUGGCUACAUUUGCUUUUAUUUGUGUCGCUACUCUUAUAGUCACUCUGAUCAGUUUUGCUAUCAGUUUCGAUGUUGGGCUGCUUCCCGCAUCGUGCGAUACUCAGUGGUUUCAUGAGACUCGAUGAGGUUUUACCGAGUGAGUGAUUUUUUCGGCUUUGAUACCAGAACAUAGAACCCUUCCAUGUUUUCACAAUGCAUUCGUUUUGAGCUGAGGUCUAGCACUAAUGACUUUGACCUACCCAAUGAGUACCUUUUCAGGGUUGUGCUAAAACGGUAUGUCUUUACGGCCACACGUCAAUAUAAAUUAAACGGCA